Messenger RNA from Plodia interpunctella (Indianmeal moth), 4306 nucleotides. It is a transcript of the gene Gr21a, whose product is annotated as Gustatory receptor 21a. Lineage: Eukaryota; Metazoa; Arthropoda; Insecta; Lepidoptera; Pyralidae. The transcript is spliced from 9 exons. Gene Ontology annotation, biological process: sensory perception of taste; chemosensory behavior; male courtship behavior. Gene Ontology annotation, cellular component: dendrite; axon; neuronal cell body. The coding region runs from base 53 to 1441 and encodes 462 amino acids. Gene Ontology annotation, molecular function: olfactory receptor activity. The record is from RefSeq and is a predicted model, not a curated record.
CUCAUUCCAUAGAAGGGAUCGGACCAAUUAGAAAUAUCGAGGAAAUAAAACUAUGAACCGCGAUAAUCAAGGGUUUCGGAUGUUUAACCCGAACCAAAAUGAAGAAAUGCGAAAGCGUGAUAUGUUUGGCAAAACUGAUGGGAAAGAUAUGAAAGAGCAUGAUAUAAAGGACUUGUACGGACCAAAAAUAACGGACGAAGACGGAGCUCUCCUGGACAAACAUGACAGUUUCUAUAUAACAACUAAGAGUUUACUUGUCCUGUUCCAAAUUAUGGGUGUUAUGCCCAUAAUGCGGGUGCCAAAAGAUACCAAAACAACUAAAAGGACUACUUACAAUUGGAUAUCAAAAGCUACGUUAUGGGCAUACAUUAUUUGGAGUUUGGAAAGCAUUAUUGUUCUAAAAGUGGGUCGGGAACGUCUUUCGACGUUCCAGCAGAGUUCCAACAAGCGUUUCGACGAGGUCAUCUACAACAUCAUAUUUCUGAGCAUCCUCAUACCCCACUUCCUUUUGCCCAUCGCAUCCUGGAGGCACGGGCCGCAAGUCGCUAUCUUUAAAAACAUGUGGACACAUUAUCAGCUGAAAUAUCUGAAAAUCACCGGUACGCCAAUAGUGUUUCCCAACUUAUACUCGUUGACAUGGGGCCUAUGUUUCUUCUCAUGGGGCCUCAGUAUUGCGGUGAUCCUGUCGCAACAUUACCUGCAAGACGACUUCGAACUAUGGCAUUCGUUCGCGUACUACCACAUCAUAGCCAUGCUGGACGGAUUUUGUUCUUUAUGGUACAUAAACUGCAAUGCGUUCGGAACAGCAUCUCGAGGUCUGGCGAUGAAUCUCCACAAAGCUUUGGAGGCGGAACACCCGGCACUCAAGCUAGCCCAGUACAGACACUUAUGGGUUGACCUGUCACACAUGAUGCAGCAACUCGGGCGAGCAUACUCGAACAUGUACGGGAUAUACUGCAUGGUGAUAUUCUUCACGACCACAAUAUCACUGUACGGCGUGCUCUCGGAGAUAUUAGAACACGGCCUGAGCUACAAGGAGAUGGGGCUAUUUGUCAUAGUGGGCUACUGCAUGACUCUGCUCUUUAUUAUCUGUAACGAGGCUUAUCACGCCUCGAGGAAGGUGGGUCUAGAAUUCCAGGUUCGUCUUCUGAAUGUGAACCUCGGGUCCAUCGACCGCAGCACUCAGCGAGAAGUGGAGAUGUUUUUAGUGGCCAUCGCGAAGAACCCUCCCAUCAUGAACCUGGACGGCUUCACCAACAUCAACCGGGAAUUGUUCACCGCUAACAUAUCGUUCAUGUCUACGUACCUGAUCGUGCUGAUGCAGUUCAAGCUGACGUUACUGCGACAAAGCGCCCGGAAGGCUCUGCGGACCAUCGUGUCUGCUGUGUUCAACACCACCGCCAUGAUGGGUGACGAUGAUGAUGAUGAUGAUGAGGAGUAAUUAUAUAAAGAAUAAAAAAGAUACAUGUAAUAUAGUAAAGUAACGACAGCUAGCUCUAACGUAUUUUGUUGCAUGUUAUACCCAGACUGACCAAUGAAGGAAGCUAGCGGCUAUACUUGUCUCUUUUCACUGUUAAUAAAAUGUAGAAUCACAUUUUUGACGUUCUUCGGCUCAGUGAAAUGAGGGAAAAUCGGGUAGGCUCUUUGGAACAUUAUAUUUCUGUAUUAAUAAAUGUCUUGUUAGACGACGAUGGUGAUGAAGAGACGAUAUUGUAUUGAUAAAUAGUAAGUAAUAAAUAACUCUUCUUAAGAGUGGGUCAACGUUCUGCGCAGAACAUAAAGUACGACAUUUUGUCUCAACGACGUCGGCCUUAGUCGUUCACUCUUAACAGUGAGUCGUGAUUAUGGGUCAGUCAUUUCAGGCUUGGCUACUGCUCUUGCGAUGGUUCUCCAUUUAUUCCGGUCUACAACUUUUCUUGAACAUUCAAUUACUGGACAUUCUGUAACACUUUUGAUGAGAUCGAGCCGAGAAGUUAAAUAGCUAUAGUAUGUAAAAAUGAUAUCCAUUUUAUUUAAAGCUUUCUUAACGUUCUUAACAAAGCAUUCUCUGAUACUUUGUUAUCAAAGAAAACCUUUCAAGGAUCACUAAAACAAUAUAUUAUUUACAGUUGUAAAACAAAAUCUUGUCCCAAAUAAGUUUCUAGUCACACAAGAUAAAAUAUGGAACACGAUAUGUCUGUAGCUUACAGUGUUAACAUAAUAAGCAGCAAAUAUCCCAAAAUUUCCAUAUUUUAAAAAUCCUAGCGCAACAGUGGAGAAACUUUGUAACUUCGCGUCAGAAGUUGGUUUCAGUUCAAGCAACUGUAGAAACAAUUCGGCAAGUACUUCUGUGAAUUAAGUUACCUACAGUGUUGCAUUGUUUGGAUUACCUUUCAAGAUAAACUAGUCGUAAAGACUAGCGUAUAGAUUGACACUAAAGAUGAAAACUCGAUGUUACUAAAUUCGUGGUAACAUUUUCUUACUGGUACAGUAAUUUUGUUGUAUUCUUACAGGUAACAUUUUGUUACAAAAACCGGCUUUAUACAUAAACGUAAGUGAUUAGAUGUAACGUCAAUAAAACUGACUUUUUAUCUAGGUAUUAGUAAUACGAAAAAAUGUUAAAUAUUUGGAUGCAAUUAGUGUUUUAUUUUUGGGAUCCAGACAUAUUAAUAAUUAUUUCAUAAUAUAACUUUUCGUACAAGUUACACGAUAGCAAGUGAAUAAUUUAUAUACUUUUUAGUCGAAACUACAGUUGUCACCCACAACCAAGGGUAAAAAGACUUCAGUACUUUCAAACAACGAACACUGAAUUCAAGUUCAAGCAAACAGCCUUGAGAGUAGCUUUGGCGAAAGUCCAACAUUGAAACAAUAACCAGCCCAUUUAUGUAUGUCAUUAACAAGGACAGACCUUGAGAAGGGCAACGUGGUUGGAUGAACUCGAAGGGAUAGUAAUCAACAUGUGAAAGUAAUUUGGAGACUUUGCCAAUAGUUUUUAUUGUAUUGUUUCGUUUGUCUGGUGUAGACCAGCUUCUUCCACGCUAUUUUGAAGCUCCAAAUUGUUAGUUUUGAAAGGACACGAGGUAUAUAAUAGUAAAUAAAUAUAUGUACCCACGUAAUUGGUUUGUAUUAAUGUUUUACAAAAUUAUGAGAUUAACGAAAAUGAAAUAUCUAGUAGUCGAAAUAAUCUAAAGAAAGGUAGAAAAAGUAUUUAAUUUUUUUCAUUUACAAAAAAUAUUUCAAGAUUAAAUAUGUUCCAUAAUUAGUUUACUAAUAUUUAAUUAGUUUUUAAAUUAAAGGAGUUCAAUGUCUACAAAUUAUAAUAGCAUGCAAAUUGAAUAUCGAUUUAUCUAUCAGAAUUAAUUAGCUGCUCUGAUUACAUUAUUCAUGCUAGAGGUAGGUGCUCAUGCUAACGAGUUUUCUUCGAUCAAAUAAGGCUGGGACACAUUUAGUGAAUGUAGCCUUAUUAAUUACUAACCUUAUGAAUUAUUAAUAAUAUUUCUAUUUUUAAAAUUAAAAACAAAUAAAAUUGACCAGUUUUCAGCGAAAGAAAAUCCUAUAAUUCAUGUGUUACUAAUCCAUAGAAUAAAAGUAGUCGUAUCGUAACCCUUAGACAACUCAGAAGUUUGGCUGGCAUGGUCUCGAUAGCUCAGCGGUCAAGAGCACUGUCCUGGAUAGACGGCCUGGGUUCAAUUUCCACUAGAUCCCAGAACCUAUUCAGGUAAUUUUUAUUGUCAAAACGGCAAAUUUGUGUGUGAUAUUAAGGAACGCUCUUGACGACAGACUUUUUAGAUUAGUUAACUCAACUUGGGGCCCUAUUGUUUUUUUCAAAUUUUGAAAGAGUAUGGACUUCGCAGAAAAGUGGAUUUCUAAGCAAAGAAGACUUCAUCAAUCUAAUAAUAAAGACACUAUUACUUGAUGAUUGUCUUAAUAUUCACAUAAUAAAUUAUUAUGUGAAUGUGCAUGGUGCUUUAAAUUCUAAAAUAUUUCAAAGUAAAUUCACUUGUUCGAGCGGUAAGCCCCAAAAGUGAAUCAAAAACUUAACAGAAGACUUACUUGUUACCGCUUUAGUUGGUACAUAGUAAAACUUUCAUCACUAGUAGAGUUUAGCUUAUAUUCAAUACUAAUAAUCGAGCACCCGCGUUAUGGAAAAUGAAUCUUAACUAUUUUGAGUUAAAAUUGGGAAUAAUAAGAAAAAUAUUGAACGAAACUUGGUCAUUCAGUUACUAAUACCCGAUUCUCACGCAAUCAAAGUCCAUUUCAGCAAUAUUCUCAAGAAAAAAAGUGAAAAUGAAAUUUCAAAACCAUUCCGUUUUGAAACGCAUUCUGC